CAGUUCUGUAGGCGCCUGUGUUCCGUGCGGCAGAAGGGUUUAGAGUUGAACGUGGAAAAACGUGUAUUCUGAGGAACUGUGAUUUUGAGGCGUGAAGCGCGUCUGGCUUGCCCUGUUUCAAUAUGGCGGCGUAGCCUGUCUGAGUGUCUUCCUUCCUCUCUCCCGCCCCCAGGCUUUGUUUGAUUGGCUAGCGGACGGCGCCGUAGAGUGACGCACAAGGGUGUUGACCAAUCGGCUUAGAGCUGAGGUGGACUUGGUGGUUGGAGCCGGAGCCCGGCUUUUAGCAGCUGUGGUUGCGGAAGGCUGCGGCCAGUUUUUUUUUAGACAAUGGCCACAUACCUGGAGUUCAUUCAGCAGAAUGAAGAACGCGAUGGUGUGCGUUUUAGUUGGAAUGUGUGGCCUUCCAGCAGACUCGAGGCUACAAGAAUGGUUGUUCCCCUUGCUUGUCUUCUCACGCCUUUAAAAGAACGUCCAGACCUGCCUCCCGUACAGUAUGAACCAGUGCUCUGCAGCAGGCCAACUUGCAAAGCCAUUCUCAAUCCACUUUGUCAGGUUGAUUAUCGAGCAAAGCUUUGGGCCUGUAAUUUCUGUUUCCAGAGAAAUCAGUUUCCUCCAGCUUACGCAGGCAUAUCUGAGGUGAACCAGCCUGCUGAAUUGAUGCCCCAGUUUUCUACAAUUGAGUACGUGAUACAGCGAGGUGCCCCAUCCCCUCUGAUCUUCCUGUAUGUGGUAGACACGUGUCUGGAGGAUGAUGACCUCCAAGCACUCAAGGAGUCCCUGCAGAUGUCCCUGAGCCUACUCCCUCCGGAUGCGCUGGUGGGUUUGAUCACAUUUGGAAGGAUGGUACAGGUUCACGAACUCAGCUGCGAGGGCAUCUCCAAGAGUUACGUCUUCCGGGGUACGAAGGACCUCACUGCCAAGCAGAUCCAGGACAUGCUGGGCCUGACCAAGCCUGCGAUGCCCAUGCAGCCAGUGCGCCCGGCUCAGCCGCAGGAGCGCCCGUCUGUGUCCACCAGGUUUCUGCAGCCCAUUCACAAGAUUGACAUGAACCUCACUGAUCUUCUUGGGGAACUACAGAGGGACCCGUGGCCUGUACCUCAGGGAAAGAGGCCUUUGCGAUCCACUGGUGUCGCCUUGUCCAUUGCUGUAGGCCUGUUGGAGGGCACUUUUCCAAACACGGGAGCCAGGAUCAUGCUGUUCACUGGGGGACCCCCCACCCAGGGACCUGGCAUGGUGGUUGGAGAUGAAUUAAAGGUUCCUAUUCGUUCCUGGCAUGACAUUGAGAAAGACAAUGCCCGCUUCAUGAAAAAGGCAACCAAGCACUAUGAGAUGCUUGCGAACCGCACUGCUGCAAACGGUCACUGCAUUGAUAUUUACGCCUGUGCCCUCGAUCAGACUGGACUCCUGGAGAUGAAGUGUUGUCCAAAUCUUACUGGAGGCUACAUGGUGAUGGGAGAUUCUUUCAACACUUCUCUCUUCAAGCAGACAUUCCAAAGAAUUUUCAGUAAAGAUUUUAAUGGCAAUUUCCGAAUGGCCUUUGGUGCUACUUUGGAAGUAAAGACCUCAAGGGAGCUGAAGGUUGCGGGAGCCAUCGGACCCUGUGUGUCUCUGAAUGUGAAAGGACCGUGUGUGUCAGAAAACGAGCUUGGUGUCGGUGGCACGAGCCAGUGGAAAAUCUGUGGCCUGGAUCCCACGACGACGCUCGGCAUCUACUUUGAAGUAGUCAACCAGCACACCCCGAUCCCGCAAGGAGGCCGAGGCGCCAUCCAGUUUGUUACGCACUACCAGCACUCCAGCACCCAGCGGCGCAUCCGUGUGACCACCGUUGCCCGCAAUUGGGCAGACGUGCAGAGCCAGCUGAAGCACAUCGAAGCGGCAUUUGACCAGGAGGCGGCGGCGGUGCUGAUGGCGCGGCUAGGGGUGUUCCGAGCCGAGUCAGAGGAGGGGCCAGACGUGCUCCGGUGGCUGGACCGACAGCUCAUCCGGCUGUGUCAGAAGUUUGGACAGUAUAACAAAGAAGACCCCAUGUCAUUUAGGUUAUCAGAUUCCUUCUCUUUAUAUCCUCAGUUCAUGUUCCAUCUUAGAAGGUCUCCAUUCCUCCAAGUCUUCAACAACAGCCCUGACGAGUCUUCGUAUUAUCGGCACCACUUUGCCCGGCAGGACCUCACCCAGUCCCUCAUCAUGAUCCAGCCCAUCCUGUAUUCCUACUCCUUCCACGGGCCCCCAGAGCCUGUGCUCCUGGACAGCAGCAGCAUUCUUGCUGACAGAAUUCUGCUCAUGGACACUUUCUUCCAAAUUGUCAUUUAUCUUGGUGAGACCAUAGCCCAGUGGCGGAAGGCAGGCUACCAGGACAUGCCCGAGUAUGAAAACUUCAAGCACCUCCUGCAGGCGCCCCUGGACGAUGCACAGGAGAUCCUGCAGGCUCGGUUCCCGAUGCCGCGGUACAUCCACACAGAGCACGGGGGCAGCCAGGCUCGAUUUCUUUUGUCCAAAGUGAAUCCAUCUCAGACACACAAUAACCUGUAUGCUUGGGGACAGGAAACGGGAGCGCCCAUCCUCACUGAUGACGUUAGCCUGCAGGUGUUCAUGGACCAUCUGAAGAAGCUGGCUGUCUCCAGUGCUUGUUGAGCUAAGGAUAUAGGCAGGAAAUGGAAGAAAACACUGUCACUUUGUGUUCACAGUUGUUUAUAAAGGCUUAACAUUCCUCUUACUUGGCCAGUGGAUUUUAAUAAAUAAUCAAAGGAAGUGUUAGUAACUCUUUAGAUUUUAAUUUAUUUGUAUUCCUUAUCUGUGCCCUUUUCUUACUCCAUAAAAUUAUAAGGUCAUAAACAUUUUGGUAUUGGUAGUUUAUAUGCUUUUUGUAUCCUAACUUUUAAAGUCUGUAUAAAAUCAGAGCUAAUGUAUUUUGGCAACUUGCUUACAUGAAAAUCAUAAUGAUCAGAAAGGAAAUAAAUCUGGAUGAAGAAAGCACUGGUUAAAAUAAUGCUAAUACCUAUUUGAUUUCUGAAGUCUCUGUAAGUAUUGAGUAUGUUUUAUGUAAAUUCUCCAACAAGUAAUUCCUCAACUUAAUCUUCAUUUACUGUCCAAAUAUUAACAGAUAAGGAAAUGUUAAGAAAUAAUGUGCAGCUGUUGAGGCCAAGUGGUCUGGAGUGUCACUGUCCCUCCCUCACCUGAGAUAUAGAGAACACAUUGGUGGUUACCAGUGGAGGAGGGAUGGGGAAGGGUGAAAUGGAUUAAGGGGGGUCUGUUGUGCUGUGAUGGAGGGACACUAGGGGCUGUGGUAGUGAAGUCACUGCAGUGCAUACAGAACUUGAAUUAUAGUAUACAUGUGAAACAUGUUAUAAACCAGCGUUACCUCAAUUAUAAAAAUUCUAGCUGUUCUACCCAGUGGAGUUCAUUCUUGUUUUGAGGUUAUAUCCUCUUUUACAUAGGCCCCCAAUGGCUAAGAUGGUAAACAAUCUGCUUGGGCUGCAGGAGACCUGGGUUUGAUCCCUGGGUCCAGAAGAUCCCCUGGAGGAGGGCAUGGCAACCCACUCCGGUAUUCUUGCCUGGAGAAUCCCAUGGACAGAAGAGCCUACAGGGCUACACAGUCCAUGAGGUCGCAGAGAGUUGGAGAUGACUGAGCAACUAACACACAAUUGCUAUGACAGCUGUCAUCCAGUAAUUUCUUUUGUUGGACUCCUCUGUUAGUUUCCAGGAGUAAUAAGGACCUAAUCUAUAGUACAGGAAACUCUACUCAAUACUCUGUAAUGACCUAUAUGGGAAAGAAUCUAAAAAAGAGGAUCUAUGUAUGUGUAAACUGAUUCACUUUGCUCUACACCUGAAACUUGACACCACUGUAAAUCAACUAUAUAAGGAUAAAAAUAAGUGCUGGGGAUUUCCUUGGCAGUCCAGUAA
Capra hircus (goat) is the source of this 3897-nucleotide messenger RNA. RefSeq names its product Sec23 homolog B, coat complex II component (gene SEC23B). The record is from RefSeq and is a predicted model, not a curated record. Gene Ontology annotation, cellular component: endoplasmic reticulum exit site; COPII vesicle coat. Gene Ontology annotation, biological process: intracellular protein transport; endoplasmic reticulum to Golgi vesicle-mediated transport; COPII-coated vesicle budding. Gene Ontology annotation, molecular function: GTPase activator activity; zinc ion binding. Lineage: Eukaryota; Metazoa; Chordata; Mammalia; Artiodactyla; Bovidae.